Messenger RNA from Panicum hallii, 843 nucleotides. RefSeq names its product oligosaccharyltransferase complex subunit ostc-like. Gene Ontology annotation, cellular component: oligosaccharyltransferase complex. The record is from RefSeq and is a predicted model, not a curated record. The coding region runs from base 58 to 609 and encodes 183 amino acids. NCBI's taxonomy places the organism in Eukaryota, Viridiplantae, Streptophyta, Magnoliopsida, Poales, Poaceae. The transcript has a single exon.
GCCAAAAGCCCCAACACUCCCAACCAGCAGCCAGGCUCUCUCCCUGCUCGACGCGCGAUGGCCCCCAGAUCGGACCACGCCGGCGGCAGCGCCGCCGCCGCCGCCGCGGCAGCGGCCGCCCAAACCCAUGGAUCCGACUUCGACUCCAUCGACCCCCUCUUCCACGUCCUCCUAGUGCUGCCCUUCUCCUUCCUCCGGCCUCCGCGCACCCGCCUGAGGCUGCCGUCCAACCUGGCGCUCCCCUCCCCCAUGACCGUCUUCUCCCUCAUCCUCCUCACCUACUUCGCCGUCGUCUCCGGCCUCGUCUACGACGUCAUCGUCGAGCCCCCCGGCAUCGGCAGCGCCCAGGACCCCGCCACCGGCGCCGUCCGCCCCGUCGUCUUCCUCCCGGGGCGCGUCAACGGCCAGUACAUCAUCGAGGGCCUCUCCUCCGGGUUCAUGUUCCUCCUCGGCGGCAUCGGCAUUAUCCUCCUCGACCUCGCCGUCGACCGCACCAGGCCCCGGAGCCUCCGCGUUUCCUUCGGCGGCGCCGGCGCAGUAGCCAUCGUCAUCGCCUACGCCAUGGCCAUGCUCUUUCUCCGCAUCAAGAUCCCCGGCUACCUAUGGUGAGGCUGAUAAGUAUUACCGGUUUAAUUAGACCAGAUCCGUUGCAUGAUCUCGCUACAUCUAAAUAGAUCUGCCUGAUGUGUCUGAUGGAACUAGCGAAUCUCUUUUAAUUAUGUUAAUGUCACAUUAUAGUAUGUUGUAUGAUAUCAUCAACUCUGAAUUGUUGGAUGAGGAUUAUCAUUUUGCAAUGUUACUAAACAGAGCUUUACUCAGUAUUGUGAUUCAGUGAUUUCGUGA